Knipowitschia caucasica is the source of this 465-nucleotide messenger RNA. The record is from the annotation of a GenBank genome assembly. NCBI's taxonomy places the organism in Eukaryota, Metazoa, Chordata, Actinopteri, Gobiiformes, Gobiidae.
AUGAGGAAAACCCCCGCUGAGGACAUCUGCAGAGGAACGGGACCAGAACCGGACCCAAGCCGAGACCAAAGCCUGCGUCCUAUAAUCCGCUUACGCAGCGACGACAACGUCAACAACGUGCCAAAGACAUCACAGAGCGCGCGUGGGGUAAUUACGCACACAAUGGAGCGUACUCAGGUCAUGGCGGAGCUGGCCUUCUACCCGGCGGUGGCGCUGCUGUAUUUCUUCGGCGUGAUGCGGGCUUCUAAGGAGGACAAGGUGGAGCUGGACGACCGAGCUUCUCUGAACGUGUUUCUGCUCUUCGUCCUGGCCCAGCCGCUGUGCCUGGUCAUCGGGGGGUACACCGGGAUGGCCACGUACCUCCUGACCGCGGGGGUGUCCUACUACUGGCUGCCCUGGAGGAGAGAGGCCAGGACUGGAGACCGGAGCCCAGGGAAGAAAGACAAGAGGAAGAAGACGGAGUGA